AUGGAAACAUGGCUGUCGAGAAGCAAAUGCAGCUCCGGUGGGUGGGCACAAUUCCUUUGCAACCGGGUCUAAUUUUGGCCUGCUGUGUCCUUGUCUUAUUCAGACAUUUGGAUACCAUGGCGAUGAGCAAGCUAUGGACGUCUGCAUAGAUUCAUAUUUGCUUCAUUUUUCUUUGAUGAUCAAAGGCCCAAGAAAAAUGCAUUCCAUAAGAUCAUGAAGUUCUGCAGUGGCUGGCAUGCAAGCCUGGUGUCAAGGGAAUCUAGAUCUUUUUCUACUCCCCAGGAUAAGUUUUUUUAAAUCUCAUUUUGGUAGUUACGCCAGGGAUGGCAAACGUCAUCCUCUGGACUAUGAAUCAUUUUCAGCAACAGAAUAUUCUUAAAAUUUUACCCUAGCUAUUGCUUGACGUGCAUCAUUAUCAUCAUCCAUCUUAUUCUAUCCACAAAGCACCUAAGCUUAUUUAAAACUUAAUGUCAUUUCCUCAAUCGUUCCAACUGGUUGCUGCAGUUAGGGUUAGGCUUCCCCCAGCCCACAAAAUAUUAUCAAUGGCAUUUUUUGUUUCACUAGUCAUCCAAAUUGCUCUGGGCAGUGCUUCUCCCUGUAAAGGACCACUUCUCUCCACAUGAACCUAUCCAGACCGUGAGAUUAUCAUCUGCAUGCCACCUACAAAUGAGAUCAAGAGAGAAACCACAAAAGCCAAUUACAGAGUGUGUGUCAUGAGUCCCAAUGAGACCUCUUGGAGGGGCUGGUCAGAUCAAGAUGAGGGAUCAAAGGAACUGGAGGAGUUAUCAGUUUACGACCCUGGACAUCACACUUGCCAUACUAAAGCCAUGCCCACUCCUACAUAAGGAGAACCUAGGGGGAAUGUUGACCAUUGGAUCAAUGUAUUAGCUUGUGUGGUCAUGCCUUACACCUGCUGCACUCCUGGUACAGUGGUACCUCGGGUUAAGAACUUAAUUCGUUCUGGAGGUCCGUUCUUAACCUGAAACUGUUCUUAACCUGAGGUACCACUUUAGCUAAUGGGGCCUCCCGCUGCCGCUGCUGCACGAUUUCUGUUCUCAUCCUGAAGCAAAGUUCUUAACCCGAGGUACUAUUUCUGGGUUAGCGGAGUCUGUAACCUGAAGCAUCUGUAAUAUGAAGCAUCUGUAACCCGAGGUACCACUGUACUUUGCUUAAGUACCAUGUUUAUUUGAGUAUUAAAGUUUUUGGCAUGUAGUCCAAGUCCUUUGUCCAGAGGGAGCCAGGACACAGGGCCCAUUCAUUCUGGUUUUGUUCUCCCGAGGGCAAAUUGAGGUUGAUGGGGCAGUGCCACAUUUGCCCUUAUGGGCCAGUCUUCAGUCAGCCAAAGGGGAUGGCAACUUAUGCAUUCCACAAAAGGAAGAAAUGCAUCACACCCCACCAAAGAAAAACAGGACACAGAUGUGUAGAAAAGAUGGCACUCAAUGCUAGUCCUACCUGCUGAAGUUAAUGGAUGUGAUUCACUUAGGUCCGUUAAUAACAAUGGGUCUCCCUUGAACAGCUGAAAAUAGCCCCAGAUUUGCAGGCUCCAAUGUAUAUGAAUAGACACACAUUUUAAAACUAUGAUUACACCUUAAUUAGAAAUACAGUAUGUGUCACUGCAGUGUAUGAUCUGUGUGCCUGCUCAGUCUUCUCUCCAGGUGCUAACUGCUGACGGGCAACUUCAAGUCAUCUGCAGCUCUCCUGAGAGUUCUUCAUCUUUAAGCCACACUUACUGGAUAGCCCUUCAAAUAAAGGACACAUGCAGAUAGAUGAAUGUCAUUUGCAAAGUAGGACACAUGGCCACCCUCCCUCUUUGCCUGUGUUUAAACAGGUCCUGAAAGCCUAUUUCUUCUAUAUAGGUCGCCAGUGACUGUUUCUACACUGACUUCCUGCUGUUUUUACCUGUCAUUGUGUUUCAAUGGUUCUUUUAUUGUUUUAAAUUAUUUUUGCAAGCCACUUUGCAUAGAUGUUAUCCUGAAAGCUGGGGUAAAGGUAUACACAAUUUUAAAAAUGCAUUAAAGAAAGAAUGAUCGAAAGAGAAAUUUAUCAGCUGUGUGGCAAGUAGAAAUGCAAUUGGCAUGGCCUGCAGAUGCACAAAGGGGAAAAGAUUCACUUGUUGGAUUUCUGUCAGGGAAAAAUAAAUGUUGGCAACUCUAGUUAUGAACCUUGGGGAAUUUUCACAGGGCUCCAAAAUAAUUGCACCCAGUAGGCACUCUGACUGUAUCUAAGUUGGUUAGUGGACCUAUGGACCAGACAUCAGUAUAUAGCCAUAGUGGCCCACAGGGGGCAGACAUCCAGUUUGCUAGAGAAAUUAUUUGGGGUGAUCCAAAGGUUGUUUUUGGAUGAACUUUUGCUUAUAGCCCAGUUCCUUUUUCAGUCAGUACCUUUUGAAUGAGUAAUGCACCAGGAACUGCAAAUAAGGAACGAGAAACAAACACCAGCCUCAUACAGGGCUAUCAUGAGUAAAUGCGAUUUUGUCUUCAAAACAGAAAGUGAGGAUGAGGGAAGCAGAGACUCAAAGGGGUUCAGAAUGUCAGGGCUGGUUGUCUGAGACAGACUUUUGCUUGAGCUUAUCAGCGCUGUCUGUUUGGCUAGGACUCUGCCAGCCUAUCGCUGCUGAGCCCAUUUCAUCACUCUCUCUGCUGCUCACUUCCCCUCCUUUAUCCCCUCUGCUGACAGCCCUCUAGCAAGGCAGCAGAGAUUUGACUGCCCCUACUCACCCCUGACUGUGCCUUUUACCAGCUGUGCAAGGUGCAUAUAUUUAAGGAACAAAAAGCACACUCCAGCAUCUUCUUGAGGGGGAGGCUGCACCUGUUUGAUUUGUGUCUGUUGCACAGCUAUUGAAAGUGCAAAAGCUCUUCCAACGGGGGAGAAACAUAGCAGCUCUAAGAUGGACAUAUAGGCAUUAGUUCCCAGCAGAAGGCUUCCCCCACCCACCCAUUCAGCCAUAUUUUGACUUUAUCCCCUUGGAGCAAAUGAGUGUAACUAAGGCAGGGAAAAGUUGCCAGGCAACUAUUCAGCAGCCCUCUAGAGGGGGGCACCAGAGGGAGGAGGAGGAGAUGGUUGGGAGCAAGCAGUGCGUUACCUUGGCUCUUCAGAGCAUCAUUCAUUCCACAUCUUGCAAGCUGUUGUCCUCCAAACUGCCCUUCCCCACUCUCCCCAAGUGCUCUCCUCCGGCACUCCCCCAUUUGAAAAGCUACAAUGUCUUCCGCUUUUUGUAAGAAGAAUUGCUACAAGAUUCUCAUAGAAUGAAAGAUAUCAAAUAGGUAAGGGGAUGGCUUUUCAUUGGGAAAAACAUUGUUGUUGUUAUUGUUAUUAUUAUUAUUAUUAAGACUUUUUAACUGUCCUCCACCACAAAGUCAUAUUUGCGCACACUCACACACACACAAACACAAUUUACAAUCAAAAGUCUAGAGUAGGUCCCAAAGCAUCUUGCACAGGUGUCAAAAGCCCAGGUAAAGAGGUGUGUCUUCAGCAUGUAAUGAAAGCUAUCCAGCCAAGAUGCCAGAUUUAGGGGCUGCCACAGAGAAUGUUUUCUGCUGAGACGCCACACUGCUGAAUUUCCCAGGGUGGUGAAACUACCGAGAAGGUCUCCCCACUGCCAUUCUUAACACCCAAGAGGGUUUUUAGGGCACUAGCCUCACAUAAGCUAUUGAGCGACACAGAACACUUUGUGAGGAAGAAUGAUGUGGCAUGAGAACAUUUAAGCACAGCUUUCAGUGCUGAGCUGGAAUAGGGCAAAGGCCGAAAACAGAGGACAAAAAGCAUUGGACGACAGACCGGUCACAAGGAAGACCUUGGGCUUAAGUAAAUAUUCAAUCCUGCUCAGUAUUUACAUUUGUGCGUGUGUGUGUGUGUGUGUGUGUGUGUGUGUGUGUGAUUUCAGAUGAGACCGCACCAGGCCACAACCACAACGGGAAGCUGCAAAGGUAGGCCUGUCACUUUGGGGUCACACUGGUAUUUAGAAUUUCUCUUCCCAGUGAGGAAGAAGAGGCUUGGAGUUGUGAUGCUGGGUUGCAGGUGGCUAUAGAGUGCAGCCCAAGCCUUCUCCUUAUGGAUGUGUUGGUGCAGGGCCUGUAGGAAAAAACUACAGAGGCGAAACAUGAGGCUUCACAUCAUGGGCGUUCACAGGAUUUUUUCUGGGGGAAUGUGGCAAUCGGCAAAGUAAAAGCACUGAAAGGAGGAAAGAGGCUAGUUUCUAUCAAAAAGUGAUAAGAAUAGAGUCUGUACAUUUUGUCUCAGGUCCUACAAUUGCUAGAAACUCACUCUUUUAAAAUGAAAGCUGGGAAUUUGGAGGCUAUGGUUCAUUAUUGGGGAGCAAUUGCCCCCAUGGAUAUCCAUUCUUUUCAUUCUGACUUUGCUGGCCAUGAAUGUGAGGAGUGAUUAGUGCUGCGAUUUAUCAGGAACAACUGCAUUAUUGUCUCAGAAAUAGGUUUAUAGCCUUGUUCUAUGCCCUUUGGCAGGGGUAGGCAAUGUGGGCUACAACAUUAUCAUUGGCUAUACUGUGAUGGGAGUUGUGGUCCACAACAUCUGAAAGGCACCACACUGGACUUCCCUGAUCUGGUGCUUUCCAGAUGUUUUAGACCACAGCUCCCAUUAUCUGCCAAUCAAUGUUUGUGCCAGCUAGGGCUGAUGGGAGUCAUAAUCAAAGCCAUAUGGAGGUCACCGGGUUGUGGAGGGGCUGGUAUGCAAAUAUAUUUGUGUUCUGUUGCUUCUUUUCACCUUCAGUCUGCCACAUUUAACUCAAAACUCAAGGCUGGUUCUAUUAUUGGGCAGAAUGAGACAGACAGCUCAGGCGGCAGAUACUAGGGGGCAGGGAGCCAGACAGAAGAAUUGUGCAUGCCAUAUGCAUCCCCUAAUCUAGCCAGCUGCCCUCUGGUGGCAUGGAGGACGUUUUCUGUACAGGCAACAAAAUGUAUUGGGCCAUCCCUGAGAAGCCUUAAAUGGAGGUCAGAUGUUGCUGUUUUGCCCCACUGACAUCUUACUUGCUUAUUAGUGACACUUGUGACAGUAACCUCCUGAUUGGAUCGGAGCAGGAUUUUAGUCCAACAAAAGGCCACGUAUCCUGUUUCGCAGAGGCUGUUUUAAAGGGUUCUCGCGUGGCGCUGUGGGUUAAACCACGGAGCCUAGGACUUGCCAAUCAGAAGGUCGCGGUUCGAAUCCCCGUGAUGGGGUAAGCUCCCGUUGCUCGGUCCCUGCUCCUGCCAACCUAGCAGUUCGAAAGCAUGUCAAAGUGCAAGUAGAUAAAUAGGUACCGCUCUGGCGGGAAGGUAAAUGGCGUUUCCGUGUGCUGCUCUGGUUCACCAGAAGCGGCUUAGUCAUGCUGGCCACAUGACCCAGAAGCUGUACGCUGGCUCCCUCGGACAAUAAAGCGAGAAGAGCACUGCAACCCCAGAGUCAUCCGUGACUGGACCUAAUGGUAAGGGGUCCCUUUACCUUUACCUUUACCUUUACCUUUACCUUUACCUAUUUGAAUGGCUGUUGGGUCCAAGUCCAAUUUAAAGAUAAAUGGCCUAGGAAGGGGACAGCAGGGGCCUGAAGUCACCCAUCAGUGGUUAGACCUGGGCAGCAGACUGGGCAGGAGCACAGGUCCCCUGAUCACAGUCUUCCCCACUGUGGUAAGAUGUACGACUAUUAUUUAAAAAUGAACUCAGUCCAGUGGUGGCUGCAGAUUGGGAUGGGAAUGUGUGGGAUAUACAGCUGUGAACUUAUGGAAAUGUCAUAAAAUAGAGGAAGCUUUGAACCCACCUUUCCACUAAGUUAUCAUGGUUUUAUUGUGAUGAUUCUGACAUAGAACCUCAGCUAUGGAGAAUGGAGAGGAGGCUGAUCCUUGCUUUGCUUGUUUGGUAGGUUGUCCACAAUGGAGGGAGAGGAGCAGGAGGACCAGUCAGAGGUGCAGCCUCACCAAAGACACAAGCGUGGACUCUGUAACUGCCAGCAGUGCAUCCCACUCUGGAUAGUCUUGGUGCUGCUGGGCUGUGCUGGAGCGCUAACUUGGUAUUUCAUAGGUAACUGUUUGAGUCUUUCAUUGUUCUUCUCCGGGAUGGUUGGUGAUCUGGGAUGGGGGGGGAAAUCCCAUUUGGUUCACAUUUAAAUGUGAACUUGCCUGAUUCGCACUUUCCAAAACAAUUCAGGAAGUGAAACACAAUGAUUCUUCGAAAUUCACACUUAUCCCAAUUUUGCAUCUCUCCAGCCAAGCAAUGUAUAAAAACACACAUAUAUUGAGGUGUGCAUCUAAAUGCAUGUCUUAGUGCAAAUAACAUGCAAGAUUGUGUAUAGUAGCACUUCACACAAAACACUUAACAAAUUUUUCUGAGGACUGUAAAUAACAACAACAAUAACACACACACACAAAUGUGGAGAACUGAACUCCACUAAUGUGGAGAACUGAACAUAUGAAUGGGAAAAUGGGAAACUGAGAGAGAAAAACCACAUCCCUGUUACUGACGCAGCAUGGUGGGGGAAUGAGGCCAGUUGAAGUGUCUCAAAGACACUUCCAUCUGUACCUGACCUCCCGUUUGCCGCUCACUUUUGACAUGGUGAAGUCAACUCCUCUUUCAUGUGGCUGAAUGGUGAAGUGAUUGUAUGUCCCUUAAAAAUGGUUUGAGGGAGAAUCUGCAGCUGAGAUGCAGGUCAGUUUCAUGGGAAGGUUGAAACAGUCACACAAUCAGUUCACCGCACCAUCAUGGAAGCAUCUAGGUCCAGCAUUAUCACAAAAUAUGCUAAUUUAACUUAAUUAUAGAUAGCUGGCUAGAGGAAGAAUCUGAUAUAUAUCCUGUUGGGAUGGCUACAUUUUAAUUUGCUUAGGUAAGCAUCAAGAGAAGUUGCCCCAAGCAUUUUCCCCAAGAAGCACUGAAAGAUACAAGUUUUGAAUUUUAUUAUACAUGAAAGAAGGAAGAUUCUAAGUAAGUUACACUUGACAUAUUAUGACAAUGAGUUUAAAGAUUUCAGGAAUUAAACAGUUACAUGUGGUUUAAUUAAAUACAGUAUGCUGAAGUCUUAUUUCUAUUAUAGCUAACUACUGCAGAAUUUGUUCAAUAUAGCACAGUAAUGAUGGGGGCUGACUUUUUAGAGUGGGGGAGGGACAAGACUUGGUGCUAGAGUAUCUGCCUUGCAUGCAGAAGGUCCCAUUCUUAAUCCCCAGCAUCUCCAGGUAGGAUUGCAAGCCCCAACAAUCAGCUGAUGAGCAGUGCCUGCAAAUUCCCUUUUGGCCCAGCCAUGUCCUUACCUGCCCUUCGCCUGAUGUCAGGUACAGGGCGACUCCAAGAGCCAACAUGGGCCUAAGGUUGCUACAGGACAAUGGUUCACCAUUAUUGCUGUAGACAAUACAGAGUUAGGCAAGGAGUUAGGCAAUAUGAGGCAGCUACCUGUGUUCCUAUGCUCGCUAUACAAUUCCGUAAUCCGGCAUUUAUUGAAUAUAUAAUUUUGUAUUUUUGAUUUUAAAAAAACAAAACCUUGAAAAAUGACUGAUGUUCUUGAAAUGCAUAGGGAUUUAAAAAAAUAUGUGUCUUCCUUCCUUCCUUCCUUCCUUCCUUCCUUCCUUCUUUGGCUUUCUCUUCAUCUGUUUUUCAUUCUCCUUGGCGUUCAUAUUUCCUCUCGUUUCUCCUUCCCAGAAGAGGAUCCUGUUGCACCAUAGUGUGCAGGAAGCCCUGCAACAAGAAUGGGCUGGGCACCAGAUUCUUUGCAUCCACUGGUUCAAAAGCCCCACAGCCCCUUAGCUAUUCACCAGGCAGGAGGUGUAACAGGAAGGAAGGAAGGAAGGAAGGAAGGAAGGAAGGAAGGAAGGAAGGAUUGGCUUUCUCCCCCCCCCCCACCUGCUCAAUUUAGCACCCUGGCCAGGGCAAGCCAGCCCAGCUUAGAAUGUGGCAGGGGACCGGAUAUGCCACUCCCCCACCUACAGUCUGAAGUGGUACUGUCCAUUCUAAUACUACUUCAUUCUGCAGGUUUCAUUAGGGUGGCCAUACAUCCUGCUUUGCAGAUGAGGGCCUGCCAUUUAUUUAUUUUACUUGGAUCUCACCCUUCCCCACCAGCCUGGCUCCUUUGACGGAGUUGUCUGAGUGAAGUCUACCCAUUUUAAGUGUGGUGCAGUGAGAGCCCCUGUGGUAUCUUGGUUCCACUGUAUGGAACUCAUCCAUGUGUCUCGUCUUCCUGGCAGACUACAGACCACGCCACACAGCAUCCCUACACUUCUACUCAGGCAGCCUAAGGAUCCUUAAUCGACAGUUUUCCCUGGAUCAUGGGCGGAUGGAAUCCAGAGGCUUCUGGACAGAGACAACAAAGACUCAGAAGAUGGUAGGGGCAUGACUUCAUGAGCUACAGACGGUGUUAGUGUGAGGCAUUAGUACAGAGGUUAUUAGUGUGCAGAAUUGCCAGCUUCUCUAUGGGUCCUCCUCCAGUAUCUUUCAAAGCAGUUUAAGUUGUGACUUCCCCUGAGUCAUUAUUGGGUUUCCCCAGCAGGAAAAGCCUCGUCUGCUAAAUUUCUACAUUUCAGUCUGCAACAAAAGGCACAUAAGCAGCCAUAGGUAGCCAAGCGCCCUACUUUACAGAGGACAGUCCUCUGUUUUAAGGUGUCCUCUAUUUGAAACGCCCAAGUCCAUUUUACAGAUAAAGACCCGUAAGAAGGGAAAGCAGCAGACAUGGCCUAUUGACACGGUUAGCACCUAAACGGCAGACUGAGCAGGCCAGGCACACAGCUCACCUGGUCACAAUCUUCCCCGCUAUGGCAAAAUGCAUUGCAUUGCUGCUUACAUUAUAGCAAUUGUUUCUUUUUCAUAAUGCAUUUCCAUGUUUGGGACAAUUCAGAAGCGGCACCCUAGAGCAGAGAUGGUAAAAAUAAAUAUGGCAAUACUGGUUCAUGCCUGAAUGCUGAAUGAUAGGUGAAUUAUAUUGUGAGAGAGACUGGGUAUUAUUUUCUGAUGACACCAUUGUCUGGUAAUGACUAGAGAGCAUUCUUUUACAGCUGAAAGACCUCAUUCAUGCCACCGAUUUGGCUCCUUACUACAACUCCAGCACUGUCUAUGCCUUUGGGUGAGUGAAGCAUUAUUAGCCUGUUUGAAAGCUACCCUUAGAAGCUGCAGUCUGUUUAUUUUACAGAGAUGAAGAAUCUGCCAUACUUGCCUCCAAAUGAUUAUCGGUCGUGACUUUGGGUUAAUACACCUUAAAGCUGGAAAUGUUUAGCUAGCUGCAGUAGCAGUGGCAUGAUCGCCACUAUUGAAGCUGGGAUAGCUCAGCUGGUAAAGCAUGAGACUCUUAACCUCAGGGUCGUGGGUUUGAGCCCUAUGUUGGUCAAAAGGAUACCUGCAUUGCAUUGGACUAGAUGACUCUUGUGGUCCCAUCUAACUCUAUGAAUUUAAGAUGCGCAAAUGGAAAAGGAAAAGCUUUAUUCUCAUUGCUAUUUAAUAUUUAUUUGAAGCUGCGGAGGGCGCUCAUUGGGAGUUCUGGCGCAAGGUGCCCUCAAUAUGCUGGUAACAUUCAGCUCCAUUUCUCCAUAACAUCUGAAUCAAGAAAUGCUGUGUAGGCCCCAGACCUGUGUCUGGACAGAGCAGUGGGAUGGAUGAGGGGAAAUAAAUGGGGCUUGAAUCCUAACUGGUCCACUGCCUGCCCUGGAUGGGGUUGCGCUUUCUGUGAAGGAGCUGUUUGGGCAAGGUAGCCAUAGUUGCUAGAAGUGUCUUUUCCAGCUGAGCCUGAACUUUGACUGUUCUUAACGCAGGAGAGGCUGGCCACAAUAGUCCAGGCAUUGGUGACAUCAAGACAGGAUGACUGCAGUGCACUUUAUGUGGGCUUCCCUUGAGCUUGACCCAGAAACAGCAGUUAGUGCAAAAUGCUUCAGCACGAUUGCUGACAGAAGGGAGGCCUUAUCAGCAUGUAACACCUCUAUUCAGAGAUCUGCACUGGCUGCUCAUAUGCUACUGGGUUCAGAGGUGGUGCUAGCUGCUCCAGCACCCAGAGUGGCCCACGGGGGCAGGGCUAGCCACCCGCGGGGGUGCAUCUGCGGCGGCACGAGUCCCAGGGGUUGUGCGGGGAGCGGGGAGCGAGGAGCGUCCCAGGGGGGUGCGCCAGUGGCAGUGCGCAUCCCGGGGGUGUGCUGCCCACAGUGAUGUCACCCCCCUCAUGGCACCCAGGGUGGACUACCCCCACUGCCCCCCACCACCCUCACCUUUCUCCACUACUGACUGUGUCAAAUUCAGGAUGUUACCAUCGCUAUGUAAAGCCUUUAAUUGGGAACAGUUUACUUGCAGGAACACCUCACCCUACAUGUGCCCAUUUGAUCUACAGAACUGGCACUGUUGCACGUGCCGCAUGAGACUCGUUCUGCAGUUGUAAGAAACUGAUCUUUUAGUGUGGAAGCACCUGCACUUGGAACUCGUGCCAAUUACAAGCAGGCAGGCCCUUCACUGAACAUUUUUCAGCACCUGCUUAAAUUAUCUUUUUGUUUAGCAAGCCUAUCCAGGCAUGUAGAUGUUUCUACAUUUUAAUUUCUUCUAUUGCUAAUUUUAAUUAUUUUUUCAUGCUUUUUUGUGGGGGGGGGAGAUUAUCAAUGCUUUUAAUACUUCCUGUAAACCACACAGAGGCUUUAUUGCACUCAGGUAAAGGGACCCCUGACCAUUAGGUCCAGUUGCGGACGACUCUGGGUUGCGCACUCAUCUCGCUCUAUAGGCCGAGGGAGCUGGCAUUCGUCUGCAGACAGCUUCCGGUCCAGUCGCGGACGCCUCUGGGGUUGUGGUGCUCAUUUCGCUUUAUUGGCCGAGGGAGCCGGCACGCAGCUUCCAGGUCAUGUGGCCAGCAUGAAUAAGCUGCUUCUGGCAAACCAGAGCAGCACACAGAAACACUGUUUACCUUCCUGCCGGAGUGGUACUUGCACUUUGACGUGCUUUCAAACUGCUAGGUUGGCAGGCGCUGGGACAGAGCAAUGGGAGCUCACCCCGUCACGGGGAUUCAAACUGCCGACCUUCCAAUUGGCAAGCCCUAGGCUCUGUGGUUUAGACCACAGCGCCAUCCGCGUCCCCUUUAUUGUACUCAAGCCUUAUACAAAUUUUGUUAAAUGAAUUAAAAUAAAUUAAAAAUCCAUCUGUUUUCUCCAUUUGCUAGGGAGGGAUCUCUGACAUGCUUCUUCUGGUUCGCCCUUCAAGUCCCCAAAGGGCAGCACAAGGAGAUGACUGCAGAGAAAGUGAAUGCCACACUCUACAAAGAGCUUCUUGGCAGCACCGAUGGAACAGGACACCUCUCAUACCAGACGGAAUACAAGGUUGACCCAGAAUCCUUGGUUUUGCUAGGUGAGUACUGAUUGCAUAUGUGCAGUUUGUACUUCCAAGAAGGAAGAGCUGCCUAUGAUACCUAUAUAGUCUGAAAAACAGAUUGCCUGACUCAGCAGAAGAAAAAGAUGAGAGGAAACACAGGGUGGAGUGAGUGUGUCUGUAAACAGGAUAGGAUGCUGACAAUAUAAGACCAAGAAAGGAAAGAUGCAGUGAGAUGGAUCCAGACUUAGUCAUGCUUGGAUUAGAGCAAAUGAAUUCAUGACUAACUAAUAAUAAUAAUAAUAAUUUAUUUACACCCCGCCCAUCUGGCUGAGUUUCCCCACCCACCCUGGGCGGCUCCCAAUCAAGUGUUAAAAACAGUACAGCGUUACAUAUUAAAAACUUCCCUGAACAGGGCUGCCUUAAGAUGUCUUCUGAAUGUCAGGUAAUUGUUUAUCUCUUUGACAUCUGAUGGGAGGGCAUUCCACAGGGCGGGCGCCACUACCGAGAAGGCCCUCUGUCUGGUUCCCUGUAGCCUCACUUCUCGCAAUGAGGGAACCGCCAGAAGGCCCUCGGCGCUGGAUCUCAGUGUCCGGGCUGAACGAUGGGGGUGGAGACACUCCUUCAGGUAUACAGGACUGAGGCCGUUUAGGGCUUUAAAGGUCAGCACCAACACUUUGAAUCGUGCUCGGAAACAUACUGGGAGCCAAUGCAGAUCUCUCAGAAUCAGUGUUAUGUGGUCCCGGCGGCCACUCCCAGUCACCAGUCUAGCUGCCGCAUUCUGGAUUAAUUGCAGUUUCCGGGUCACCUUCAAAGGUAGCCCGACGUAGAGCGCAUUGCAGUAGUCCAAGCGUGAGAUAACUAGAGCAUGCACCACUCUGGGGAGACAGUUUGCGGGCAGGUAGGGUCUUAGCCUGCGUACCAGGUGAAGCUGGUAGACAGCUGCCCUGGACACAGAGUUAACCUGCGCCUCCAUGGACAGCUGUGAGUCCAAAAUGACUCCCAGGCUGCGCACCUGGUCCUUCAGGGGCACAGUUGCCCCAUUCAAGACCAGGGAAUGCCCCACACCCACUUAAAUCCCAUUUAUUUCAGUGGGUCUACUCUAGGGAUGAGGGAGAAAUUCAGUUUGUAUUUUAAUGUAGUCCUAUCCCAUGUGCACUUCCCAAAACAAUGCAUGAACUGAAACACAACUCUCCUUCAAAGUUUCCACUUUUCCAAAUUUGGCUUUGUACUUCUCCAACCAAAUAACUGUGAGCAAAAAUGUGUAUGUUGCCGGGGGGGGGGGGGGGAGUGUGAAUUAAAAUGUACCCAAAGAAGCAUUAUAUGAAGGGGAAAUGCUUGCAAAUUUGUAUCACAGGAGAUAUGCACACUAAAAUGCUGGUGGACUUCUGUGAGGAUUCUUCUUUUUAACAAAUUUUCAAACGGAUGUGGAAAUGUGGCAAAACUGAACUUAAAACCGGAAAUAUGAGAAAGCAGAUUUGACAAAUUCUUCAAUUUCUCAUCUAAGCAUAACUGAGUCUACAUCCAACCCAAUGACUCCCCUCUUUAAAUCUUCCUCAAAGAAAGCAUGUGAUAGAAGUCCUAAUUUUUAUAACAACAACAAAUGGUGUCACAAUGCUUAACCCCUGAACCCCUGACACUAAUAGUAUACAUUGCAGCCAAAAAUGACUCUUCAAAGUUCCAUUGACCCAAGUGGCAAAGUUACUUAAGUUUUCCUUGUUUAUCUGAACAGCUGAUUAUCUGGCUGCAUCCUGGGCCACUUGGAAAAAUGAAGAUAUACUAUAUAUUUCAUACCUUACCCAGCAGAAGUAUCCCCUCUUUGCUGGAGAUAGUAUCACCAUUCCCAGAUCUUUGCAUGUGAAAAUCUUAACAUGCUCACUCACCCUCCAAACAGAUGGUCAGCAUUGUCUGCUUUUCAGUGAUCAACUGGCUGUCACAUCUGAUCAGCCAUCUUUUAGAGGCGUGGGUAGGAAACCUAUAGCCCUCCAGAUGCAGUCAGGUUCCAAAUCCCAUCAGUCCCAGGCAACAGGGACAGUCCACCGGGAUGGUGGGAGCUGUAGCUCAACAACAUCUGGAAAGCCACAAGUUGUGUUAUUUAGAGGAUAUGCACAGGACCUAAUCUAUCAUGGAUAAUGGCGGGUGCAGAUCAGCUUGCUAGAUGUAGCCAUUAAAAAGAACAAGUACCACCCACAAUGGAAACCUGUUCCCUGACAGCAAACUUACAUCUCAAAGUCUCUUUCAACAGUUUUGCCUUCCUCUUGUUACAGUAUACGGUACCUUGCGAUGUUCCUCUGUGGAAAAGUUGGCUGUGUUUUGCCAAUGUGUGUUCCUUCACUCUUACACUACACUCAUUCCCUCUUUUCAGAGAAUGCAGAAAAUUUCAGGGAGUUUUAGUAGCUAGCGGUGGGAAGAGUUGGGAUUUGAACAAAAUAUUCUCGGAAUCAUCUUGAAUUAAAACCUGGUUUGUUUGCAAAAACAAAACAAAACCCCAUGACAAACAGUUAAAUGAAAUAAAGCUGGUGCAUUUGCACUACAACUCUAAUAUUUGCCUGUUUUUACAAUCAUUCCUAUUUCAGUGCAUUGUGCCUGCCCAUAAAACUGGCCUUAUUAUUAGCUCUUUGUAUAUUAGAUGCUUGCCCCUUUUGCCAUCGAACAUGUCAAUGAAUGGAUUUUGGUUUCUAAUUUCUCUACCUCACCGCUGGCAAAAAUGUUAAAUGAGACCAACUCUAUAUGCCUCCGAAAAUCUCCCUGCUAAGAAAUUGCCAUCAUUCAUCAUUACCUUUUAUUUACAGUUUUUUCCAUUUCUGAGGCAUUCUGCGUGACGCUGCUCAGCUCUAAGUAAUUUGUGUAUUAUAAUUUUGCAAAUCACACUUAGCAAAGAGCGGAAGGACACAUUUCAACCUAUCUAAGUGACAAAGGCUAUGCCCUGGCAUCAUCAAGUCUCAAACCCACUGUCAAAUCUCAGUGGGAUUACAAUAGAUUAUGUUAUCUGGAUCUUCUGAAUAGUCUUCAGUUUCCAUCACAUAGGUAGCCAUAUUGGGCUCAGACUUACUGGUGCAUCCAUUUUGCACAAUACACUGAACGCAAAAUGUUUUAUAUUAAAAAGUGAGGCAAAAUAAUUAUGCAUGGGCAACAGAAAAUGCAUAAGGCUGUAAUGCCGCCACCCUGCCCCCCCCAACACUCUUAGGAUGAACCUUGUAAAUAAAGCCUUUAAAGCCAAAUUACCCUGCAUCUUUAGCCUGACAGUAUGUUUCUGCAUUCGUUAUACUCGUUGUUUAUACCUGUCUGUUCAAGUGCUUCAAUCCAGCUUGUUAUAAAAGCAGAUGUCUAAGUGAGUAAGAAAUAGAUGUCUUUUCCUUUGUUCUGUAGGUCUGUGGCUUUUACAUAAGAAUCCCAUGCAAUCCACUUGGAUGUUUCAGUGCUGAUGAGAAUUUGAUAUGUUCAAGGCCUUGAUAUGUUCAUCUCAGCCUUCCACCUAAGCUGCUUCCCUCUGUUCUUUAUAUCGUAAGAACACAUGAAGAUGCCUGCCGUUUCAGGCCAGUCGCCCAUCUAGUCAAGUUUCCUGUUCUCACAGUGGCAAACUGGAUCCCUAUGGGAAGUCCACAAGCAGGGUCCAAGCAUGCUCUCCCUUCCAGUGGGUUUCCAGCAACUGAUACUCACAUCGGUGUAGCGUGGGGAGGGGGCAGAGGGGCAGUGGCCCUGGGUACAAAAUUCUGAGAGGCAUACAACCAGGCUCCCUCAAUGUGGCUGAGCUCCUACCACCUUCCAGAGCCAUGGGAAGGCAAGCCACACCUGGCCUGGGCCUUCAGGACUGGGGCGGUGCCUCCUUCUCCACAUGGCCAGUCAAGGGACUCACGUGCGCCCUCCUCCUGGGCUGGCCAAUGAGGUUAGACCAGCUAGCCCUUCCCUCCACACAGGCUCCUCCACUGCCAUGCCUCCACCUCAGCUUCCCAGUCCACCAGGGGGGUUUAACACUUGCCCUGCCCUGGGUGCUGGAAACCCACACUUUCAGAGUAUACAACUUACCGUAUUGGUCCAAAUAUAAGUCGCACCUGAAUAUAAGCUGCACCUUUAAAAUUCGGGGGGGGGGGAGACGAUACCCGAAUAUAAGCCGCUCCCUUAAAAUUCGGCAGGCACUCACACCCGUUUCAUUUUACCAUGUCUGUUUCAGCAGCAAUAUCAUACAAGCCAAUUUUGGUAAGGUCACGAAUUUAAGCCGUGCUUUAACUUUUCACGGUUGGAAUUUGAAGAAGAAGAAAAAAACGUGGCUUAUAUUCAGACCAAUAUGUACUUAUAAAGCACAUUCCCCACCCCUAAAGAAUCAUGGGAGCUGUGGUUUAUCCCUCACAGAGCUGUGAUUCCCAUAACCCUUAAUAAACUACAAUUUCCAGGAUUCUUGGGGUGUGUACUUUAAAUACAUGGUGUAUACACAGUCUUUUUCUGCUUUGCUACCUGUAUUAAGGUCAUCAGUUUGCUUGGUGCCGUGCACACUGGGGGUACUGUAUAAAUAACAACAAUAAUACUUCCCUCUAAUUGGAGAUAAUCAUUGCUUUCCUUCCAUGCUAAAUGCAGAGAGGCGUGAUUCAUUAUUUAAUGGGUAACUGUAAAGACUUUUGUACCUCAGAAGGAAGCCUCGCUAUGAUAAUUGUCGUAUUACAUGGUAUGGUGACAAAUUCUUUUAAAGCUUUAAGAGCUUCUUAACUGGAGGGAUUUGUCCUGCAUUAACUCUCCUUAUUUUGUUUGAGUUGUUAAAAAUCAAGAACAGAUUAUCUUUUUAAAAAAAUACUAACUAGGUUCUGAAAUAAAUUCUAACCAUAUAAAUGUUGGUUCAAAAAAAAUUCUUUGAGACAAAAUAGGUUUAGGAAUGCACCUAUUAAAAGGAAAUAGAUUCAGAAAUAUAUAUUUAAGUGCAAAGUUUUGUAGACCUUUUGUUGCUAUUUAUUUUGUGUUUGGUUUAAGGAGAGAAUUACUUUAGAUAAGAUAAAUGAAUUCUCUGGAUGCCCAGAUCCAUGUUUGAGGCAAGUACUCUUUGCUGAGAGAGCCCCAGCAGAGAUUUAAAAUCAUGAAACAUGCAGCAAAAGUGGAAAUGUAGGCUUAGACUUUUAAAAUAUCCCCUUUUAAGUUGCUUCCCAAGUUCCCCACUUCCCUUAUCAUAGAAAGAGACCUCACGCUUGAUAAGUUAAAAAUGGUUUACUUACAAACUCUUCAAAGGUCAGAUUCAUGUGCUUUCCCAUACAGCAGCAAGAAAAGACAGACAGUUUAACUUAGUUUCAAAAUAGUAAAUUAUUUGUAUAAAAACACAAAGAUGGCUGGAGCACCCAGCUUAGAACUCCUUUACUGGCAGGGUUCACAUCAUGGUGGAAGAAAAAAGAACAAAGUGUUUGGCAACCCUAGCUCCUCAGGUGAGGGGUUGUGACCUAGUUAGCCUGGCAGACAGCUUACUCUAUGUUCUUAAGCCCUCAGUGUGUUUAUUAGAGUUAAGCAUGUUGGUUACAUGAAUCUGAUUUAUCCCAGUUUAAAAAAAAAAAUUAAUCAGUUUAAUGUGCAAAUGGGAUGGAACACAUGUGAAAGUGACUUGGACUAAGAUUAGUUGGCUCCAUCUAGCCCUAAAUUGAAGGCUACCAGUUUAAAGUACACUUUUGUGGGUGUAGGUUUGAUUGAAUAGAAUAACUAAUAUAUUUAGGACUGCCAAUCCCAGCUCUGUAAUCCCUUUGCCUUUCAUAUGGAAAUGGAGCGUUGUGAGACUGCAGUUAGGAUAAAGCACUGUGUUGGGUGCAUUGCGGGAUCACAAUGGCUGUUCCACUACCACUUCUUUGCACAAGUGGAAUAAUUCAGCAUUGCUAAAGUGUUCUAGUCUGGAAGCACCUACAAAGUGCAAGAAUAUUUCCUCUCCGUUUCCUCCCCUCUAAAGACUAGUAUCUGGGUGUAUUCCCACCCACCAUUCCACUUCUUUUGACUCAUCUCUUUUCUUACAAAGCUGUAAAGGGGGAAAACAAAACCCAACAACUUAAUUGUCUUUUGCUUUGCUUUCCCUUGUCAAAGCCAUCUGACAUUAAAGAACAGCUCAGUGUCUCUUCCAUUGUACAUCACUCACCCCAGCUUGUUUUUCUUCCCACAUCCUCCCCGCCUCUUGUUUCAAUACCUUAUGCUUAUUCAGUUCAGUGGGAAUACUUGUAGUAGAGAUUUCUGAAAAAGGCAUUUGAUAGCUUAAAGCGUCCUCUUGAUGACCAAUCCCUUUGAAUGACAGCAUCCCCACCCUAAUUUUGAUACCAUUUAGCCCUGAUUCAGGAAAUGUCUAUAGCUCAGUGGCAGAGCUUUGCAUGCACAAGGUCCCAGGUUCAAUCCCUGGUGUCUCCAUGUAGGACUGGGAUAGACCUUUGCCUGAAGCCGGGGAAAGCUGAUGCUAGUCAGUAUAAACAAUCAGUAGUGUUGCCAGGGGGGACAGUGGCCCCGGGCGCAUUUGGGGGAAGGGAGGACAUUUUGCUCCUUGCCUCCCUGCCUGUCCCAUGCCAUUGGGUUGGAACCAGAAGCCUUAAAUCUCCUUUUCUGGUGCAUGCAGGAGGAGAGAGAAAGGGGGUGCUUGAGCAGGCAGGCUCAUACAUAUAGUGCUGAACCAGUGCCAGAUUUACGUAUAAGCUAAACAAGCUAUAGCUUAGGGCCCCACUCCCUUGGGGGUCCUCCAAAAAUAUUUGUUGUUUAGUCGUUUAGUCAUGUCCGACUCUUCGUGACCCCAUGGACCAGAGCACGCCAGGCACUCCUGUCUUCCACUGCCUCCCGCAGUUUGGUCAGACUCAUGACCAAAAAUAUACUUCUUAAUUGUAUUUCAGUUCAACAAUUACUUUGAUAAAAUACAUAUUUUUUUAUGUGCAAAUGGCUUUAGAUACCUAUAAGGUCCAUAAAUUACCAUAUAGCAUAUAUUCAACACAAAAAAAGCAAUAGUUUGUUGUUGACAAGGGACAGCUGGACAUAUAAAGGGCCCCAUGACCUUCAGUAGCUUAGGGCCUCAUCAAACCUAAAUCAAUCCCUGUGCUGAACUAUGGUUUGGCAUUCUAUCCAACCAUUUAUUGAUAAUGGGAAGGGGGGAACGAUUUAUGGUAUGUAUGGUGCAAGCAACAUGAAAAAGGAAGCUGGGCAUGAAUGGAGUGGAUCUUUCUAGCCUUUUUAAGUUUUUAGUUUUUGGUCUUGCAGGAUCUCAUGUGGUUUUGUUUUUUUCUUUGUGUGUGUUUUUUCUAACAGAAUCCAGUGUGAAAGACAUAAAAGUCCUGAAAUCCACAUUGGGUAGGCUGUUUAUUUCUCCCUUAUUUUAUGUUUCUUGCAUUGAAGUGUGUGAGAGGAGUUUAUUUUUAAAAAUCCAUAAACCAAUGUGACAUUUUAUCUCUUGAAUUUAUAUCCCACCCUUCUUCUCAAAGGAGCUCAGGGUGGCAAACAAGUGAUGAAACAAUAAAAAUAUUUUGAAAACAGCAGGAACUAAUAGCACUCGGCCUCAUUUUCAUAGGUUGCAUUCUUAUAUAUUGUUAUUGUCCUUUGUUUUGUGGGUGAAUGUUUAAUCCGAUUCUUCUGAGCAUCUUUGGGUUUACCUUCAGUAGGGAAAGGUAUCAUUGUGGUUGGUCCUUGUCCUCAUGCAUUGAUUCUGUUUUUAAUACCUCUAACAUCAGCAUAGACUUGGAGUUUGCUGUGGGUAUGCAAUGUGUGAAAUACACAUGCCUUUUUUAAAAGCAAAUGAGGAAUGUCUAAUUGUCUUAAAGAAUAUUUUUAUGAGCACUUGCCAUUUGUGUGUAUGCAUGUGGAUGUUGGAUGUCACACUAAACCAUGGUUUAGCGUAGUGUAAAUUGAUAUAGCCUUCUUCCAGGCUUGUGAGCUCCUCACUCCCCUUCCCAUCUCUUGCAGGACUGAGAGAAGGUGCUCAGAAACUUUCAUUUCCACUUUUGCUGAACCACAACUUACCAUGUUGUCCAAGCUGGGAACCAUGGUUAAUAAUAAAUAUAGCUAGUUUAAUCAAGCCUGCUUCAGAAAAUGCUCUUCAAAGUGGUCUUGUUUUAAACUAACAAUUGUUUAUGCUAACCACAGUUUCACUCCAGAUAACACAACAGAACCAUGGUUAAUUAAAAGGAAAAUCUCCCCAAAGGAGGAGGGAGCAUGCAAACCUGGGAGGAGGCUAGGCUUGUUAACAUCAUGCUAAACCAUGGUUUAGCUGACAUCCACAUGCUGUCUUUGCCCAUGUAUAUGUAUAUGUCUUUGGGGGUUUUUAACAUUUGUGCUUAUAUUCCAGAGUGGGGAACUGGAUCUAGCUGCCGGGCAAGAUUCCUAAAUCCCCCAGCCUGGUGGGUGGGAGCAUCCACCUGUCACUCACCUGAUCAUAAUGACAUAAAGUAUAAUACAUAUGCUUUGAAAUAGCUACUUAUUACUUUUACUAUCUUGUAAUUUUAUUGUCCCUGUUCCUAUGACUGUUUUAUUAGUGCUUUAAACUUAAAAAAUGUAAAAUGUAAAAGAUGUUUAAAAAAGACUUUUCACAGUGCACUUUUAAAAUGUCAUUUUGUAAUGAAACAUUUCGGAAAUGAGCAGAAAUGAAGAGCACCAUAGGGUCAAAGCAAAGCAUUUUUUUAAUAACAAUUCUAUUGCUUUCAAUCAGAGAUUUAAGUCCAUCUUUCACCUUUUUCCAUUGGGACAAAAGGACUUGAGCACAGUUUUGGGGGUGACAAGGACUGAGAUGGCUAGCAACGCUUUAAGGAGAGAGAGUAGUGCCACUGAAGAAUCAGACUGGUUACUAAAUUUUGAUUGUAUCAAAAGAACCUGGAGGAAUGCAGAAUGCAAACCCCUCCUAUGUUACUUCACAGGCUGCAGUCCUACAGAACACUCACUUUCCUCAGAGUGAGCACCAUUGAACUCAAUGGGGUUUAAUUCUGAGGAGGCAUAUCGAUGGUGGUGCUGUAAGACCCCUUUUCUGCAAGACAACUCCCCCCCGCCGCCCCAAUCUAGUGGGACGCUCUGCAAUUUUGCUUCUCUUUGUAGGUUGCUACAGGUACAGCUACAUCAGGGAAGAUGCUGUGCUCAAGCUGAGGGGCCCAGACUACCUUGCCUCUAGCUGCCUCUGGCAUCUCCAUGGCCCCAAAGGCCACAUGAUCAAGCUGCACCUGGAAUGGACCCUCUCCGAAUGCAGAGACCGAUUGGCCAUGUAUGACGCCUCAGGACCUCUGGAAAAGCGGCUCAUCACUUCGUAGGUAGCUUUGAUGUCAUAGACGCGUGAAUGGCAAAAGAUGGAGCCACGGGGCUGCUUUGCGCAUCACAGUAAAGCCGUGUUUAAUGGCUUAUAGUGAAUGAGCACAUAGCAAUGUGGCACAACCCUCUCGGCUUGGGGCUCGUCCACACUUCUGCAAAACAUGGGUCCAAGAGAUUUUCCAGUUGCCCCAUGCUUUCUAGCCAUGGGCCCAAGCGGGGUUUUGUUUUGUUUUUUGUCCCACUGCUUUCCUCAGGAAAACUCACUAUUUACUGCUGAAUCGGAACAAUCACCAAUCUGCAGAGAAACUGAUUGGAAUGCAUUCCAAUUCAGCAGUGAACUGAGAGUGGGACAAGCAGAAGUGUGCAUGAGCCCUUGGCUGGUGUAAUGAGUCGGAAAUGGUGGUUCGUUUCACUGAAACAUGCCACAGCUGGGAAGCCCAAAACAAUGGCUUGUUUGGAGCAAAAGGAAUCACAAUUUCUGCAUUAGACAUAACAGUAAGCCAAGGGUCAUGGCCUGGUUUCCACAUUAGCACUAGGGUAAUCUGACCAGAACAUUUGGAAAACAUUCGAGAAAACUUUCUGACAGCAAGAGCUGUUCAGCAGUGAAACAGACUUCCGCAAGAGGUGGUGGACUCUCCUUCCCUGGAGGUUUUUAAGCAGAAGUUGGAUGGCCAUCUGUCAUGGAUGCUUUAGCUGAGAGUCCUGAAUUGCAGGGGGUUGGACUAGAUGCCCCUUGGGUCCCUUCAAUCUCUAUGAUUCUGUGAGUACAAAACCCACUUUAAAGAAACAAAAAUACACAGGCAUGUUUAAAGAACAUUUCUAGCUGUCUCGGUGAUUAAGGGCUUAUCCAUACUUCCUCAUGUACCACUGCUUUCCCCCACAGAAAUCUGCUCUUUAGUGCUCAAUCAGAGCAAAUGGCAAUUCGGGUUUUCCCCAGAGUGGGUUUUCCCUUGGAAAGGAGCUAGGCAAGGGAGAAACUGCUCAGACCUGUGCUUUCUAGCCACAGCACAAGUGGAAAUGUAGAUGAGUCCUCAUCUCCCCCCUUCGAAGUCCCUUUGUUUUCUCUCUGCACUUUCCCACCUUGUCAAUACACUCAUCUCCUCUGUUUUCACCCUCUGCCCCAGGCUGUACGGCUGCAGCCGCCAGGAGCCUGUGGUGGAGGUCCUGUCUUCAGGCCCCGUCAUGUCUGUGGUGUGGAAGAAGGGGAUGUACAGCUACUACGAUCCUUUCAUACUCUCUGCACAGGCUGUGCCCUUUGAAGGUGAGCAAGGAUCCCGAGAGGUCUGGAGAGAGAGAAAGAAGAUGCAAACCCUUCACUUCCUUUGCCAAACACCACUCAUCAUAGAUAUAGAUAUUUAUUACAAUUUCAGCAGCCAACACCGUAUCUGAGCUGUAGAGUAAUUGCUAUCUAUUAUGGAAUGGAAGCUUUGCACAAUAAUUUGGCCCAAGACACUAAGAUAAGAGCAACCUUUAUAUAAGAAGAUGUAAGACAAAUUUCCACCUUAUACUAAAGCCAGAAUCUGGGACAGAAGAUUGUGCAGUAAUUAUCCAUGCUGGCCUCUGGACAGGAGAAAGCUUAAUACUUAGCACCACAUCUACAUAGUUCUAACACAGAUGAGCCACAGAAAAGCAUAUCUCCUUCGCAUGCAAAAAUAUUCCAGGUUCAUCUCCUGGCAUUUCCAGUUAAAGUGAUUUCACUUUAGGGCUGGGGAAGGUCUCUGCGUGAGGAGCCAGUCAUCAUAGACCCAGUGAUCUGACUCUAUAUAAGGCAGCUUUGGGUGUUUACGCCAUCACCGCAGGGAUUCUCUGUCAAAGUUAGCAUUAGGAUAUCCAAACAGCAACCUCUUAAAUUAUGGAGCGGGGAACUUGUGGCUCUCCAGAUGUUGUUGGACUCCAAUUCCCACCAGCCCCAACCAGCAUGAGGGCCAGGUGUUGUCCAUUGCUGUUCUAAGUAAAACUGCUCUGAGUGGUUCUCUAUUAGCUAAAAAGAAAGUAAAUGGACUUGAAGGUCCAUAGCUUCUGAUUUGCAAGGAAGUGAAAAUGCCUCAGUCAAAUGCACAUGCUCCCCCCCCACACACACACACAUGUGCGCACACACUGGCUAUACAGAAAGGACUGUGUUAGCCAAAGAAUUCCCUUAUACCACGUCCAAACCAUUGAUCCAAGUACCUCAAUAUUGUCUUCACUAACUGGCAGUGGCUCUCAAGAGUAUCAGACAAGAGUCUUCCCCCAGGGCUACCAGGAGAUGCCAGGGUCUGAAUCUUCACCACUUCCUCUUGUUCAUUGGAUUGGACAUCAGGGUCUGGAAAUUAACAAGGUGCCUUUUGGCAGUCCAAAAACACAAUCAAGCAUAUAUUUCCUUGGUAUAUAUUCAGUGUAAACAUGAGAAAGCUCCUUUACAUCUCUGAGAUCUGUUAUCAGUCUGCCAUGCACAACUGCAGAUUUGCUAGCAACGGUUAAAUCAUUGCAUCAACAGAAGAACUAUAACUCAUUUCUCCCUGAGACAAAGGACUGUCUAGUUUUACAGUGUUUCUGUGAGCAGCCCCUUCCUCUGAGUCAGAAGUAUAAACACAAACAACAUUUUUUUGAGUGGUUCAGCUGGUGUUCAGAAUAUUUCUGUCUUUUCAGCCUGCCAGAUGAAUCUAACGCUACGGGGAAGCCAGGAGAUACAAGGGAACAUCAGGACUCCGUAUUACCCUAGUUACUAUGCGCCCAAUACGCAGUGCACUUGGCACAUGAUGGUGAGGUCUCCUUGUCCUUUGCUAGAUGAAGAUGGGCUGUGUGUGUCCUUCUGCAACAAAGCAAUCAAUUAAAUUCUGUACCAAAAGAAUUGCAUUAUGCACUUAUUAUUGUUAUUGUUGUUACAUUUACACCCGGGUCCCUAUCUUGAAGGAUCGCACUCAGUGGAGUGUGCAUAGCUCUCUUCCUGCAGCCUCAGAUUUAAUUCUCACAACAACCCUGUGAGGUUGUUUAGGCUGAGAACUAGUGUGGCUGGCCAAAGGUCACCAGGUAAAUGUAGAUCUGAACCCAGAUCUCCCUGGUUGCAGCCCUAAUGUGUUCUCUUAUUUUGCACACUUUGUUAAAAAACCCCAUUACUGAGCCUCUUGUUGAGGAUACUAUGUCUGCAUGUGCUCAUCUCUCUCCCCUUCUUUCCCUCAUGCUUUGCUGCUCUCGUUUCUGUAUUCAAAGCCCCUUUACAUAUCAUUAUGCAAAUACGAUAGUUAACAUCAGAGACGGGGAAGCUGUGGCCCUACAGAUGCUGCUGGACCCGAACUCCCAGCAUUGCAAAUGGUGGGGGAUGAUGGGAGUUGUAGUCCAACAAGUUCCCCAUCCCUGGUUAACAUGGACAACAUCUCCAUCUUUGCAGGUCCCAUCUCUGGAAUAUGGAGUCGUCCUUUGGUUUGAUGCUUACACUCUGAGGAGACAGAAGCAUGACCUCCCAUGUACCCAAGGGCAAUGGACCAUCCAGAACAGAAAGUAAGGAGAUCAUGACACUUUGGUAUGGCUGUUUAUGUCCCUUUCUUCAUGGACGCUCCAGCUCACUUUUUAUUGGGUUGGCAUUAUCUCCCCGACUUCUGCUUUUGUUCUUUCUGCUGCCCAUCAUUCAAAGAGGAAUCUGCUGGGAAAGGUUCUCUCCACCUGCUCCUGCGACAUCAUAUCCUCUGUGCUUUCACUUCUUCUAGCUCAGCACUUUGAACACCCACCUGACAGGCAGAAAUUCAAGAGGUGCAGCUCCCCCCCCCGUUUCCCCCACUAUAUCUCCAUAUCACUUGUUGCAUUUCUGCCAUAGUGUGGCUUUUAAGAGCCCUGGUCCUCUGGUUACUUCUAUAUGAAGUGCAUAUGGAACAACCGUCCUGAUUUGUUUUCACAAAGUUUGCAUGGCGGUCAUAUGCAAUCACCAUCAAGGGGUUGUUAUCUUGAAUUUUCCACUGUAGUUUCCGGUCACUUUUCUUACAGUAAAAAGUUAUUUUUAAGGAGUGAGUGGGAGAGGAUUUGCUGUGCAAGAGAACGUUGUUUAGCAGUUCCUAUCUAUUGCAGUGUAUUUGCUUUCUUUGUGGUGGGUUAUAAAGGCACACUCUUAUUGUGCAAAGAGCACAUACUAGCAACUACUCUGUGCAAAAGUGUGAGAGCCUGGAAGUGUCAGAAGAAAAGGUGGCAUUCCUAAUUUACUUGCAAUCAUAGCUGGAAAAAGGAGAUGCACUGAGCCCAAGCAUUUCUGGUUCCCUUGCUUUGGUAGGCGCAUAAAGUAACUUGAGGACUCCUUCCAUGUGGAUCAGUCCUAAAAGUUAUCCAGACUUGAGAUUUUAUCCAAACUUGAGUUUAGACUCCCCAGCUUAUAAUUCCUUCCUUCUAUAUUUUCAGAGGUAUCAUCACAAUGAAUAUCCAUAGGGCACUCCUUUUUCCAGGGCUUGUUUCAAACCCACCUCCUGUUUUUGUUAAACUGGCCACAACCAGUAUCUGGCAUCCUUGGCUAGUACUCAGGGUUCAAGUGCCCUGGCAGAGAAUACUGCUAAUGCCUUACCUCAUCCUGCCCUCCUGCUGGGUGGCUGGGUCUUAAAGAUACACACUAUUUUAUUUCCCACAAUGCCCUGGAACCUAAGGAUCUACCUUAUACUGAAUCAGACCAUUGGUCUAUCUAGUUCAGUGUUGCAUUGCCCAGCAGUGGCUCCCCAAAGUUUCACACAGGGAGUUUUCCCCAGCCCGACCUGGAGAUUGAACCGGCGACCUUCUGCAUGCAAAGCAGAUGCUCUCCUGCUGAGCUGCCACCCUAGAAGAAUUCUUCAUAGGGAAUCAAAACAGCAAGCAGUUCAGUCGCCUGCUGCUGCCCACUGUGUCUGCCAUUGGCUAAAACUAUGCCUGCCCUACUAGGUUGGUGGUUCUACUGGAGCCAGUAGCAGAUGGCAUGGAGGGGCAGAGGUCCUCACCUGACCUCUGGCCAAUGAUGUCAUUGCUGCUUACUGGAAGGUAGAGGGGGAGAACAAGAGGGAGGCAGUAGCAGUGAUGUGGUCGAUGCAGUGCAAUCCAGGAUUCCUGCUGGUGCUUGCACCAUGCUGACUUAGUGUCAGGCUUGGGGAAUCAGCUUCCUCCCCUGUGGCCUUAGAUAAGAAGAUUAAAUGAAAGAAAUGUCUUACCAGUUAGAAUCUUUAAUAAUCACAGUGAGAGAACAAAGGACACAUCUCCAGGAAUGGCAGUGCUCCCAAUUAAGUGUCACCCCCCUCUCUGUCCCUAUUAAUCUACGUCCACUCCUAUGUCCUGUAAUCUGAGCUUGUAGCCUCUGUGCUUUCUGUUCUGACACUUUCUGAGCUCUCUGUGAUUUUGGAGAAGGGGGGUGGAUACUACCCAGAGACUGAAUCUGUUAACUCUCUCUUCUAGUGUUUCUUCUGCUAGCUGUUCCCCAUCCAGUAUGUCCCAGCUUCUGCCUUCUGAACUAUGCCCCUCUGCAAACCACUGUUCGAAAUCUAUAUUGUCCUCCUGCUCCUGGGAAGAUUCAGGAUUGGGGGGGGGGGCUCCUGCCAUUUUUCCUCAGUGCAGCCCUCCUCAGCACAGUCCCUGACACCUAGCUGCUCCCUUGUCCCUUCCCCUCUACCUCCCAGUAAGAAGCAGCACUGCAGCUGAGCACUGCCAUCCCAUUGCAGUGUCCACUGCUGACCAGCAAACUUAUCUGGGGUGGAAGCCUCAAACAUGGAUUCAGCCUUGAAUGACCACUUUGCCAAUGUCAUAAGGCAGCACCAUGGACUUUAGGAUAUUCUCCUGCCUGCUCUUCUUCUUUUCAUUUUAACUAGGUUGUGUGGCUUGCGGACUUUGCAGGCCUAUGCUGAAAGGAUCCCUGUCGUGUCCAGUGCUGGGGUCACCAUCAACUUCACUUCUCAAAACUCCCUAACGGGGCCUGGAGUGCAAGCGGCUUACAGCCUAUACAAUCAGUCAGACCGUGAGUUCAAAACAUGCAGUUUAGCAGCUGAUCAAAGUAUUAGGGAGAAAUCCCAUCAUACCCUGCUGUUGGAUCUUUGCUGUCUUGAGGGGUGUGCAUGCCUUACACUCAAUGAGUGUUGCAAUCUGUGUACCAGGCUGGGUACACAAAUAAUUCAGCUUUGAGGAUUUGGCGAGCACCCUGUUUCUAUAAACAUGCAAUGCAGAUAGAAUUCAGAAAGGCUGCAAUCCUACCUUUCCUUCUCAUGUCCCAGAACUUUAUAACAUUGAUUUUGAAAACCUAUACUCUGCCUGCCUCCAAAUGGAACUUGAGGUGAGUUAGGAGCAGUAAAAUAGAAAAAUAAUGCAUGCAAUAUUUGAACUGACCUCUAACUUAGCAUGCGGACAGCACAGUCCUAUGCGUCUCUACUCAGAAGGUAGUCCCAUUCAGUUCAGUGGGGCUGACUUACUCCCCAGGUAAGUGUGUAGGGUAUUGUAGACUGAAUGAACUAACAUUAUUUUAUUUUAUUCAUUUAUUUUGUUUUAAAAAGCAUGCCCCAGAGAGUUCCUUUGUUCUGUGAAUGGGCUUUGUGUGCCAGCUUGUGACGGGAUCAACGAUUGCCCCAAUGGAUUAGAUGAGAGAAACUGUGGUGCGUGGCUAUUUACUUUUUUCAUUCUCCUCCAUUCACACUGUUAACUGCCCUUCCUUAGCAAAAGCCCCUCCAAUCCAUGCUUGGUCAGCUAAACCCAAGAUGGAACACUGGAGGAGGGAAGAAAGUUUCCAAGGCAGCCUUCCUGAACCUGGUAUUCACCAGUUCUUUUGCACUCAAACUUCCAUCUGCCCCAGUCAGCACAAGGAAUUUGUUCUAAGGAGUUAAUCUGCUCUGAUCAGAAAGCCUCUGUUUGCCAUUUGUUCUCAUCCAUAGGUUUGAUCAGCAUUAGAGAUAUUCCCUUGAAUCUUCAUUCUGUAACAUUCUGUAACAUUCUAUUGUUUGAGAGGAAUAUUUAUUUAUUGUUAAAGUAUUGAUACCCUGACUUUCAGCUUCUCAGUGGGGCUAUGAGCACUAGUGCAAAGUGAUUUCAAAAACUGAUAAUAAAAAAACACACACACAAAAAUAUACAAGCUGAAGCAUAGAGCAGCAGCAGGAACAUUAUUAAAAACAGCAAGUAACCAUUGUAACACUAAUAAAAGGCCCCUCCAGACUGGGGUUUCUGCAAUGUGGUAUUGAUGCAAUCAAAGUGGCAUAGUGGUGGGUUUAUACUGGACCGCCAAUGCAUCAUUCUGCUUUAUUAGUUGUUCUGCAAGGCUUCCCCAAACUUACUGCAUUAUUUCACCAUAGAGCAACAAAAGCAGGACAAAAAAUAAACCAGAACAUUUGUGAUAUAAAAAAGUUACAGAAUUUUGGCAGGAAGUUAUGAGACAUGCACUGAUUGUAAAUGUAGCCGUAUGUCCAAGCUGGAAUUUUUGCAGACACAAAUAGUAUUCAAAAUGGGAUCGUGUAUAGCUGCCAUCAUGAGCACAAAUCAUCAUGAACGCACAACAAAAAGCACAAUGGGAGGGCCCCAAAAUAAAAUAAUAGUCCACCCCACCUCUGCCCUUCUUCAGCUUGAAGGCUCCCAACACCCAUCUCAGUCCCUCUUCUCUUCUUGUGUUUUGAAAUUUGCCAGUAUGCCCUGCAAAAUUCCAGUGUCAGGAAGACAGCACGUGUAUCGAGUUCUCCAAGGUCUGUGAUAAACACCUGGACUGCAUCAAUGGGAGUGAUGAGCAACAGUGCGAUGAAGGUAAUGGAGUCAGGCACUUACAUUAAAAUAUCAUUCCAGAACUUUGGCAUCAACAGGGCAGAGUGUACUGCUUUCUGGUUAACACAGGAUACUUUAUUUAUCCUUCUGAAUGUUAUGUCAAUGUCACUGCAUUGCCAAUAGUGAUCCUCCUGCAGCAAAUAGCUUCUUCUGGGAUAAAUAGCAGUUUCAGUGGGAAGAUGACAUGAGGAUAACAAGUUAACCCCUUCCCUCCUGGAUUGGGGGAUCCUCCCAGCUGCUUAGCCACUUCUAAGCAUUUUAGUGUUUUGCUUUUUUAAAAAAAAGUUUAUAACAUAACAUAUAGUUUGAUCAUACAUUGUCCAUAAUGUCUCUGUAGUGUCUCCAUCAUAUCGCUUGUCCAACCCCAUCAACUCCAGUAUUUACACCACCCAUCAUUUUGCUCCCCCCCCCUACAGCUACCCAUUCUGCCAGAGAAUUUUUUAUUGGGCAAAUUGGGGAGGGGGAGAAGUUAGGCAUGUUAGCAUGUGCCUGAGGUCAAGGAGGGCUGUACCCCAUCCCCCCCCUAAAAUAUAGGCUACUUCACUAUUUAAUAUUAUGGGCCAAUUGACCAUGUAAUUUCCAGCAUCAGUCAGGGGCCUGGGGCAAUGCUGUUUAUCUGACCUCAUGUCACUGCUGUUACCAUGGUGUGUUGUGAAGAGGAGGGGUAAGGUAGCAUGAGGUCAGCAAGGCGUAAGCAGAGCAGCAGGAGCACCAUAUAGGCUCCACCAAUAUAACCUCACCAUUUCAUCCUUCCCAAUGAUGGCAGUGAUGGGAGGUCAGGCAACCGGUGCUGCAUGCUAACCACAACAGUCUGUAUAGCACACUGCUGGUACCAGGCAAGCAUUUUGGGCAUAGAGAAAGUAGUUUUAGCAGUGGGUGGUAUUCAGUGCUAGGCCUACUCAGAGUAGACCCAUGGCAUUUAUAUACACAACUUAGAUCCAUUAAUUUUAAUGGGUCUACUCUAUUUUAAACUUAGUUGAAUACAACCCAGUAGAAAUAACACUUCCCAUUCCUUUCUACUUCCACAAAUCUCUCCUUCCAGGAGUUCCCUGUGGACUUUUCACUUACCUGUGUGCCGAUGGGAGCUGCGUGAAGAAACCCAACCCUCAGUGUGACUCAGUCCCUGACUGCAAGGAUCGCUCUGAUGAGAUGCACUGUGGUGAGAUGUUAAUAGGGGAAGAUCUGCUCUAGUUUAGUGUGGGCAGCCAAAUCAGAGGAGACCCUUCUAUUUAUAGUGGCAUUGGCAGAGGGGCUCUAAAGAAGAUGAUUCUGUCAUGAGCUGAGUCUAUGGGGCCUCUGCCCAUACACACUAACCUGCAAAUAAGUCCUAUUGAACUUAAGUCCUAUGGGGAACCUGUGGUUCUCCAGGUACUGUUGGACUACAGCUCUCAUCAUUCCUGACAACUGACCAUGGUGGCUGGGGUUGAUAGGAGUUGUAGUCCAAUUAUCUCUAGAGGUUCCCCCACCCCUGUAACAGGACUUACAUUUGAAUAGACAUGCUUAGGACUAUGCUGUUAAAGCAAGUAUGACGAGCCUGUGUCCCUCCAGAUGUUGAUGUGCCAGGACUCUCGCGAUCUCUGACCAGUGGCCAUGCUGACUGGGCCUGAUGAGAGCUGGAGUCCAGCAACACAGCUUUCCCAUCCCUGUUAGCAUCUCAGAUGGUAAUAAUGAUGUCUUGCUAAUAGCGCUGUCAGGGUGGGCCUUCUGGGAUGCGGCAGAAGCACUGCAGUUAAAUGCUCAGCUUGGAGAUGAUCCAAAAUGCUUGGUUCACAUUAUGCUGAGGAACCAUCCUUGGCUUUCUGAAUCAAUAGUAUUUGUUUAUAAUAAGCACAAGGCGAACAUGUUUGUCUGUCUUCUGAGGUGAUGAUUUACAGGAGGUGCCAAAAAAGAUGGGGAUGGCUCAACACAGAGAGCUCCAGUCCUUGUUUUUUAAGGACUUGAUUUUAAGUUGUUUCCCUCUUUCCUCAGACUGUGGAUUGCAACCUGCACUGAACCGCAUUGUGGGUGGUGCCCAUUCUGUGGAAGGGGAGUGGCCAUGGCAAGCUAGUCUCCAGGUGCGGGGUCAUCAUGUUUGUGGUGGGACACUGAUUGCAGAUCGCUGGGUGAUCACCGCCGCUCACUGCUUCCUGGAUGACAGGUGAUUUGGGGUGAUGGGGAAGGACAGCUGGAAUCUCUAGAAAUGAUACAAUUCAAGUAGUCCAUUAGCCACCACUCAGAUAAGCCUCCCAUCUCUACCUGAUGAUGUUUGGGUCCACGUCUACUAUGUUAUUCCGGGCCUCCUUUAUUUGACUCCAACGUCCCCCAGGGUGAACCAGUCAGUUCAGAAUGCAACAGAAUUCUCCAGCUAAGGAAUUGUAAUUGCAGACCUCUGCAGAUUGGGGGCACACUGUUAAUGGAAAAGGGAGGCCACAGCCAAAAGGGACCCAAAGUUCACAGGUUCGAUCCAGGGCAUCUCCAGGUGAAAGGCACAGGUAGCAAGUAAGGGGAAUGGUCUUGAAUCACUGCUGCCAGUCAGAACUGGUCGCCCACACUGUGAGAACUGGAUGCCAGACUAGAUGGGCCAUUGGUGUGAUCCAACAGGCUCAUCUUAUGUUCUCAGUAAAAAUGCUGAGCUAGGUGGAUAAUAGUGUGACCUGGUGUGAGGCAAGAUCCUUGACCCUGUCCCCGUGAGCAGUCUUUUGGGUGCUGGAGAACAGGAGUGGCGUGCGUGCAAAGAUCUUGCCAAAACCCUUCCCUACCCUUUUCCUUUCCAGGCAGGCUUCCCCCACUGUCUGGACAGUCUACCUUGGCAAGCAGCUUCUGAAUGUCAGCAGUCCAAACGAGGUCUCCUUCAAGGUGAUUCGUAUCCUGCAGCACCCGUACUACGAAGAGGACAGCCAUGACUACGAUGUGGCGCUGCUGCAGCUCGACCACCCAGUCAUCUAUUCAGCCUUCAUCCAGCCUAUAUGUCUGCCUGCCAGCUCCCAUCUCUUUGAGGCAGGCCUCCUGUGCUGGAUCACAGGAUGGGGUGCAACUAAGGAAGGAGGUAAUCCGCAGUAUAUAUAUAUCGCAUCCUUUCCAAGAGUCCCCUUUCUGCAGCUUUUUAAAAUAAGAAUCUAACCGAAGCCAUGCAAUUGGCAGCAACCUUGCGAGAACACCUCUUGUGUUUUGCAGAAACGGUGCAUGUACAAUGCUUAGGUGUGUCCUGUCCUGUCAAAAACCCAACUCACCAUCAUAAAGUAGUAUGACAAGCUAAGGCAGAAUGUCAUCGCUGCAACCUGCUUUGCAGCAAGAUGCUCCCAAGCUCCCCCUAGCGAAUCUUUCCAGAAAAUCAUGCAAGCGUAUGGAUGGUAUUUCAAAGUAUCGGGUUUGCCAAUAAGCUUGUUUGGGGAGGUGGAUAUAUGGGGAGGUUUUCACUGCUUCUCCUGCCUAAGACCUACUGAAUGGGUAGGAAAUGCAAAUGUGGAAUAAAAUAUGUGUUGUGGAGAAUUUCAUGAGGAGGUAGGAUUUCUUUUUCCUUCAGUCAAUCUUGCUGACCUUUGUACCCGACAUGCAGGUCCCAGCAGUAAGAUUUUGCAAAGGGUGAGUGUGCCGCUAGUGCAGCAGGACAUGUGCAAUGAAGCCUAUCACUACCAGGUUACGUCCAAGAUGCUCUGCGCUGGCUACCACGAUGGAAAGAAGGACUCUUGCCAGGUAACUGGGUGCACCACAUCCCACGGCACAGAAAGGUCUUCUCAGGCCCUUGUCAACAAACUUUCUUGUUUCCAUGCAACUCAUUGCAUGGCCAGUUUCAAAGCACAUUUCUCCGAUUUGUCUCCUUCUCUUCCACUUUUUCCCCCUGACCUGACUGGUGUUUUUUCCUUCUCCUUUCUUCCUAGGGCGACUCUGGGGGACCCCUUGCCUGUCAGGAGCCGAGCGGCAGGUGGUUUCUAGCUGGCCUGGUGAGCUGGGGAAUGGGAUGUGCACGUCCGAAUUACUACGGGGUCUACACCAGGAUCACCAGUGUAAUGGAAUGGAUUAAGCAAGCCACGAAGAGCUGA
Messenger RNA from Podarcis lilfordi (Lilford's wall lizard), 32173 nucleotides. The record is from the annotation of a GenBank genome assembly. NCBI's taxonomy places the organism in Eukaryota, Metazoa, Chordata, Lepidosauria, Squamata, Lacertidae.